Molecule: messenger RNA, 792 nt
Organism: Magnusiomyces paraingens
Lineage: Eukaryota; Fungi; Ascomycota; Dipodascomycetes; Dipodascales; Dipodascaceae
Product: mitochondrial 54S ribosomal protein uL4m
Exons: 2
Coding region: 1-792 (263 amino acids)
Biological process (GO): translation
Cellular component (GO): ribosome
Molecular function (GO): structural constituent of ribosome
Source: RefSeq, a predicted model, not a curated record
AUGUUUGCUCGUCGUUCGAUAACCACAGCUUUCAGAAGCUUCGCUACCGCUGCUGCCCCAUCUUCAGCAAAUUCUGCCACCGUCAUUGCCUCGCGUGCUGGUGUCCCUCCCAAGUAUGUCCUGACCACUGGCCGCGCUUUCCCCUCCCUUGAGCCUCAGACUCUGAUCCCUGUUUCUUCUUCUAUUCUUGGAGAGCCUCUGCGGCGUGAUAUUCUGUGGCGUGCUGUUGUUUUUGAAGCCGAUGCUGCCCGUGUCGGUUCUUCUAACACUCGCUCGCGUGCCGAAAUGGGCUACUCUAACAAGAAGCUUCGUCCUCAAAAGGGUACCGGUCAGGCUCGUAUGGGUUCUCGUGGUUCUCCCACUCGCCAUGAUGGUGGCCGUGCUUUUGCCCGCCACGCUCCUUUUGACUGGUCUACUGGUCUCCCCCGUCAAAUUUAUGCUAAGGCUGUGCGUGUUGCGCUUUCCCACCUUUACUCUACUGGCCGUCUGCUUGUUCUUGACGACGCUGUUGAAGCUGAGUUUGUUACUGAACACCCCACCGCCGGUGAUCUUUUUGUCAAGACUCACAACAUUGGCCAAAGCACCAACUUGCUUGUAAUUCCUGAUGAAUUCCGAUGGAACUUCCACAAUGCUACAAAGGAAAAGCAUGGUAAGCGCGUUGAGAUUGUGGCCAGAGAAGCUCUUGAAGUCCGCGAUCUGCUUAAGGCCCACACUGUCAUUAUUGAGAAGAAGGCUCUUGAGUACCUUUCCGAGCUCUACCAGCCUGAGAAGCCUAUCCCUACUGUUUGCUAA